AUGAUCGGCCCCAAGUCAGCUAUCGCUAUCGUACUUAUUCUCGCCACGGCCGUCUGGUCGGAGGUUUCGCCGGAUGAGACUUGUGGUGUAGACAAGGCCGGUAACAAGAAGGGAUACACAUGUCCCGGAACCAUCAAGUGCUGUUCUGCGAGCGGCUACUGUGGCGCCACCGAUGAGUACUGCUUGACGACGGCCGGUUGUCAAGACAAGUAUUCGAAUGCGACUGGUAGCUGCAUCAAGCCGGUUGACGGUGUAUCCAUCUCACCCGACGGCACAUGCGGAUCCGAGGGUGCCGGCAAAUACGGUUACCACUGCCCUACCGAGGGAGGUACUUGCUGCUCUGUUGCCCUUUAUACUAUGACGACUUUAUUCCAUAAUGGACGUUUCUUCCAAUCUGCGCCUGGGGGCAAGGAUCCUUCAUUUGCGGAUUCUCUGCUCAUCGAUGAGUCUGGUAGGAUCACCCAUAUCGGCAGUAUAAGUGAUGAACAAAUCAAAACGGCCGAGUCUUCUGGGGGAGGGGUGGUUAAGCACGACAUGCGAAGCCGCAUAAUUUUACCAGGAUUUAUCGACGGACAUAUGCAUCUUUUGAUGUUGGGACAAUCCUUACAGAAGGCAGGGCUAGAGGCGUGCAAAAAUCUGCAAGAUAUCCGGCAAACCAUAAAAGAAUUUGCGGCAUCGCAUCCAUCCGUAGUUAGGAUAAUGUGCAAAGGAUGGAUGCAUUCCAUGACCAACGGAGAAGCCUUAGCUAGCAUGAUAGACGACUUGGACCCGAGACCUAUUUUCAUCGAUUCCAAGGACUUACACUCGACGUGGUGCAAUACGGCUGCAUUGGAUGAGAUGGGAGUGCAGGACAUGCCGGAUCCAGAGGGAGGAAAAAUUCAUCGUGAUGAGAAUGGCAAGGCCUCUGGGCUUUUAUCAGAAGCCGCGGCUGUUACGAUUGUCUGGCCGCAUAUUGCGAAAGUUGCGCCGAUGGAAGAGAAGCUGGCAGCGUUGAGAGGAGCAGUUAAAGCGUAUAACGCCUCCGGUUAUACUGGACUCGUGGAAAUGGCUAUGGAUGAAAACGCCUGGGAAGCUUUGCAAGUACUUCGGCAAACAGAGGACCUGUCGAUUAGGAUCGCGGUCCACUGGCUCAUUACACCUCGAAAAACCGAAGCAGAAAAUCUCGCCCAAGUCGAUCGCGCAAUUGAACUUAACCGACAGUUCAAUGCGGAUACUAGUCCAGACUGCCGCAUUGUGGGUAUCAAGGUCAUUGGGGAUGGUAUCAUUGACGGUUGUACUGCUGGACUUUCUGAGCCUUACUCUUUGAACGGGGUAUCAUGCGAGCCUAUCUGGUCGCUUGCGGAACUGGGUCCUGUCGUCCGGAAAGCUGACGCGGCAGGGCUGCAGUGCGCCCUACAUGCGAUUGGUGAUAAAACCAUAAGAGUAGCUAUUGAUGCUCUUGAACAAAACGCCACACCGGGCCGUAGACACCGGAUCGAGCACCUCGAGCUUGCAUCCCCGGAAGAUGCUAUAAGGUUGGGUAAGUUGGGCAUCACCGCCUCCAUUCAACCAGUACAUGCUGAUCCGGCAAUCCUCCGGGUCUGGCCGUCACUGCUCGGACCAUCCCGUUGUGAACGCGCAUUUGCAUAUAAGGAGUUUGCCGAUGGAGGCGCGGUACUGGCUUUGGGUUCGGAUGCGCCUACGGCACCACACGCACCACUUAGAAAUGCUUACACGGCAACAACUCGGCGAUCAGCUAGAGAGCCGGAACUGACGGACCGCAUGAACCCGCAUUUUGCCCUGGAGUUAGCGGCGGCUAUCGCGGCAGGUACGGAGGGAUCUGCGUAUAGUUGCUUUGCUGAUCAAUGGGCUGGAAAGCUGGAAACUGGACGGGAGGCAGAUUUUGUGGUGGUUGAUAUGGAUUGGGAUGCGAACAAGUUGCUAGAAGCAAAGGUUGUACAGACUUGGUUUAAGGGAAUGAAAAUAUUUGACGUUGGAGCAUAA
Messenger RNA from Hypoxylon trugodes, 1983 nucleotides. Its product is annotated as amidohydrolase family-domain-containing protein. The record is from RefSeq and is a predicted model, not a curated record. Lineage: Eukaryota; Fungi; Ascomycota; Sordariomycetes; Xylariales; Hypoxylaceae. Bases 1 to 1983 code for a protein of 660 amino acids. The transcript is spliced from 3 exons. Gene Ontology annotation, molecular function: hydrolase activity, acting on carbon-nitrogen (but not peptide) bonds; chitin binding.